Hemisphaericaspora subhashii is the source of this 990-nucleotide messenger RNA. RefSeq lists its product as uncharacterized. The record is from RefSeq and is a predicted model, not a curated record. The transcript has a single exon. Bases 1 to 990 code for a protein of 329 amino acids. Gene Ontology annotation, molecular function: zinc ion binding; nucleic acid binding. NCBI's taxonomy places the organism in Eukaryota, Fungi, Ascomycota, Pichiomycetes, Serinales, Debaryomycetaceae.
AUGGGUGACAACUUAAGUACACAAGCCUUCAAUGACUACGCCUCCAGAGAGCCAAACCUACAACAGGUUAUGAGCAACCUAACGGCGCAUAUCACUCCAUACGUUUUGAAGAACAAAUACAACUAUCAUCGUUGGUUUAUCAGAUUUGAAGAACUCUGUGUUUUAUAUGGUCCAGGCUUUGCUGAAUGGCUUGCAGCUACCGGCCCCAACGCCGCUGCUAAUCCCAGGAAUGCGUUAUAUAACAUCUGUCUCAAAAGAGCACUUGAAGUGUGUGUUUCUCCAGAAAUUCGUGCUCGCUUCCAAUUCAAUCAAGAAACAGGCCGAGCUAUGUUGCAGAAAAUCAAGACCUAUUAUGGUACGAUGACAGAAGAGGAAACGAUGAAAUACAUGGUUUAUAUGUGGGAACAUUUGUCCAAGGAUAUGAAUCAAGGUGAUCGCUAUAACUACUUUGAUGACUUCCUCGAUGAAUUUAGAAAGGGCAAUGUUGAUAGACAAAGAGCCAUUGGCUAUUUCUGUUUAUCCAACAAACCACAGUUAAUAAGGGAAUAUUUUAUGCAACAUUCAACUGUCGAGCCAAUUAAUGUCAGAAUCUUCUCUGAAGACCUCGAUUUCAAUAUUGCUAUGAUUCCUGACCCUGAUCCAACCCGUAGCGCACCUCCCGCCGUUUCAGCACCCGCAGUCGUCAAUGCCGUGACCAAUCCACCGUCUGGCACAUCACUCAAGUUACUAAAUCAACCACCACAUAAUCCCUCCGCUUCUCCUGAACAAAGAGUCUGGGAGAUUCGCUGUCGUAACUGCCAAGGUCUCGGACAUUGGUCCGCUCACUGUUCCUCCCCUAAACGUGUUGGACCUCCCUUUGAAUUACAACCAGUUAUUCGUCCGACAGAUACCUCCUCCACUGAUCUGUCGUCUAGGAAACGUCCACUUCCAGCAAGUUCUUCAAACGAAAAUUCCUCACAAACCGAGCCCACCUCACCUGAAGCAAACUAG